AUGGAAGAUUAUGGGAUGCACUUUUCUCCAGACUCGUGGAGUUAUGACAGCGGCCCCGAAGGGAGUCUUUCCUUGGAAGAACUCGCUACAUGGGUGGAGAGUGCUCUUGAAAAGGAGCUGAGCAACAAAACUACUGAUACGUCUGAGGCUGUUUCCAGCUCAGUCUCAGAGCAGAAACAAGAUUUUGCUGUCCCAAGAAGCCAGGAUGGCAACAUCACUGCCACUCUGCACGAUCCCAGCACUGCUACAGAGAAACCUAAAGGAAAGGCCCGGGUGGUGUUCACAGAGAGACAGUUGAAUGUUCUUGUCCAUCAGUUUAAUGCGAAACAUUACUAUGACCCAAGAGAGAUGAAACAGCUGGCAGAGAUGACAGGACUGACCUACAAACAGGUAAAAACUUGGUUUCAAAACAAACGGAGUAAGUUUAGGAGGAGUUCACAUCCUCAGCAUGUGAAUCAGGGCGUCCCACUUCAUUUUCAGGGAGAGGGACAGCCCCCACACAGGGAGUCGUACACUCAGCACCUAGAGAUGAAGUCAAUCGCAAAUGGUGCAAAUUAUCAGGCCCCCUAUCAUCAUGCUGUGGGCAAUUUUGCGGCUGGACCUCAAUGGACCUUCCCAACCUCGCCCCACAUGUUUGACUGGUCAAUGCCACCAGGCAACGGCAAUAAAGGAGGCUUGAAGUAUGAGACAGAUAAUCUAAAGAAUCUGGAGCUUUCAAAUGGAUCUCAAAGAUUUUCCCAGGAAUACCUCAAAUAACAUCCCUAGCUCAAAGCCCUAGCUUUGAAUACUUCAUCUUAAGAAACCUGAGAUGAUACGUUGAAAAGUUUCUGCCUCUGUGAUUAUCUGCCUAAGACUCUAAAUGUUGGGUUUGCUUUUAAUUGUUCACAAGUCUGAUGUUGGGGGUAAAGCCCCAAAAUAAACAUUUUAUUGUCACCUUUUCUACUCUCUGCCCUAUGAAACUGAAGUCUUGAAAUGAAACGUGCAAUGGUUUAAAAUACCCUUACUGAACACCUGAAGUCAGCUCAAUUAAAGUGUAGGAUGCUGCUGAUGGCCAUGUAUGUUUGUAUCAGGGCUGUGUUGGGGUCUGUCAGGGGAUGUUAUGGAUGGGGCAUGGUGGCUGGAGGUUGCCAGGUUCUUGCUCACAAUGCCACCGAUGAUCAUGACUGGGAAGCGUACCAGCAACCAGGCACCAUGCAGCAGGAGCACGGUGGUGUCCAGCAGAGCCUGAGUGGAGCUGUCAGAGCAGCAAAGCUGCAGGAAUGAAAAAUCAAGUCAAUAAAUGAGCAGCACUGAGUCUAAUAAUCCAUUUAAUGUUGCCUUUGAGAGUUUCCAAAAAGCAUUAUGCUAUAAGGUGUUUCUCCUGAAUGUGAGCAAAAUACAAAUACAAAGUGAAUACAGAUUAAUGAAUAAAUCAUUAACUGAAUGAACGUGGAUUGAUAUUGUACAUUCAGCUUUUAAAUGAUGAUAAUA
Oreochromis niloticus (Nile tilapia) is the source of this 1470-nucleotide messenger RNA. RefSeq names its product homeobox protein NANOG-like. Gene Ontology annotation, molecular function: RNA polymerase II cis-regulatory region sequence-specific DNA binding; DNA-binding transcription factor activity, RNA polymerase II-specific. Gene Ontology annotation, biological process: regulation of transcription by RNA polymerase II. The record is from RefSeq and is a predicted model, not a curated record. The transcript is spliced from 4 exons. Bases 1 to 756 code for a protein of 251 amino acids. NCBI's taxonomy places the organism in Eukaryota, Metazoa, Chordata, Actinopteri, Cichliformes, Cichlidae.